This is a messenger RNA of Gilbertella persicaria, 853 nucleotides long. RefSeq lists its product as uncharacterized. The transcript has 5 exons. The record is from RefSeq and is a predicted model, not a curated record. Gene Ontology annotation, cellular component: cytoplasm. Lineage: Eukaryota; Fungi; Mucoromycota; Mucoromycetes; Mucorales; Choanephoraceae. Bases 59 to 853 code for a protein of 264 amino acids.
CGAGUGUAUCCCCCUUUUUUUUCCCUUCUUUUUUCUUUCUUUCUCUUUUUCACAUAAGAUGACCACAAAAGAAGGUAGUCCCUCUUCACUUAGUACCGGUUUCUUUAAGACUAGUUUCUUUUCAAACGUGAGUUCAAGUGUCAAUGCUCUUUCUCAAACAAUACAAACAAAAGGCUUACCCGAGAUCAAUAAACGCUUCAAUGAACUACAAGAGCGUGCUCGUAACCUACCUAAUCAACUUGCUAGCCUUCAAGGUGAUCUUGAAACAGAACGUACUUCGUUUCUUGAAAAUAAAAAACUCGAUACCACUGUUCCUCACCAAGCAAAAGGGUCAGAACCUGUUACUCCAUGGAUGGGCUAUCAAGGUUAUGAGAACGAAAUGAAAAAAGCUAUUAUGGACAUUUCAAAGGAUGAGCGUAAUUUCUUGAUUCCACCACCUGAAGAUACCAAUUUCCAAUUUGAUUUAAAUGCUUAUAGUGCAAGUGCUCAAGCUGCUUUAAGAGAAGACAAGGCCUUGUCUCAAUCAAGGUUCUUGCUUGUGCCUCAACAAGUAAGUGAACCUACAUUUUGGAGAAACUAUUUCUAUCGAGUGACUCUUGCUAAACAAGCUGUAUUGAGUCAACCUCCGACACAACAAGAACAAGGCGUCCUGUUUGACUUUAAAGAUGAGGAAUCACUUGAAGAAGAACCUGUGAUUGUGGAAAAGGAAGCCUCUGUUGAAAAAGAAGCUCCUGUCAGAAAAGAAGAACCUGUCAAAAAAGAACCUGUCAAAAAAGAAUCUGUCAAAAAAGAAGAAGUCAACUAUGAAGGCAUGGAAGAUUGGGAGAUUGAAUUAAGAAAGGCCGCUAUUUAG